Molecule: messenger RNA, 3104 nt
Organism: Suricata suricatta (meerkat)
Lineage: Eukaryota; Metazoa; Chordata; Mammalia; Carnivora; Herpestidae
Gene: CIRSR
Product: corepressor interacting with RBPJ, 1
Exons: 10
Coding region: 116-1507 (463 amino acids)
Biological process (GO): negative regulation of DNA-templated transcription
Cellular component (GO): nucleus
Molecular function (GO): transcription corepressor activity
Source: RefSeq, a predicted model, not a curated record
ACCUUUGACCGCGGAAGUUCCCGCUGCUAGUGGAGGCGCAGUUCCGGUUAGGCGGCAGUGUUUGUUUACGUUGUUCACAGAUUCAGCGGCUGUCUUCCCCAGCUUAGGCUUCAAGAUGGGGAAAUCUUUUGCCAAUUUCAUGUGCAAGAAGGACUUUCAUCCCGCCUCCAAAUCCAAUAUCAAGAAGGUAUGGAUGGCUGAACAGAAAAUAUCAUAUGAUAAGAAAAAGCAAGAAGAAUUGAUGCAACAGUAUCUUAAGGAACAAGAAUCAUAUGAUAAUAGGUUGCUUAUGGGAGAUGAGCGUGUAAAGAAUGGCCUUAACUUCAUGUAUGAGGCCCCACCAGGAGCCAAAAAAGAAAACAAAGAGAAAGAAGAAACAGAAGGAGAGACUGAAUACAAAUUUGAAUGGCAGAAAGGAGCCCCACGGGAAAAAUAUGCCAAAGAUGACAUGAACAUCAGAGAUCAGCCCUUUGGUAUUCAGGUUCGAAAUGUGAGGUGCAUUAAAUGUCACAAAUGGGGUCAUGUUAACACAGACCGAGAGUGUCCUUUGUUUGGCCUCUCUGGGAUAAAUGCAAGCCCAGCUCCCGCCGGCGGCUCAGGGCCAUCGAUGCACCCCUCGGAGCUAAUAGCGGAGAUGAGAAACAGUGGGUUUGCACUGAAACGAAAUGUACUGGGGAGAAACUUGACCGCAAAUGAUCCAUCACAGGAAUAUGUUGCAAGUGAGGGUGAAGAAGAUCCAGAAGUCGAAUUUUUAAAGUCACUAACAACCAAACAAAAACAGAAACUUCUCAGGAAAUUGGAUCGACUUGAGAAGAAAAAAAAGAAAAAGAAAAAAGAUAGAAAAAAGAAAAAGCUUCAGAAGAGCAGGAGUAAACACAGAAAACAUAAAAAUAAAUCCCCCUCUUCCUCCUCUUCUACCUCCUCCUCGUCCUCCUCCUCCAGUGAGACUUCAGAAAGCAACAGUGAGAGUGACAACAAAGAAAAGAAAAUACAAAAGAAGAAAAGAAAGAAAAAUAAGUGUUCGGGGAAUAACAACAGUGAUUCUGAAGAGAAGGACCAGUCUAAGAAGAGAAAACUCUAUGAAGAACUUUCUAGCAGUCACCAUCACAAGGAAAAACCUAGGUCUUUAAAACCAGAGUGUUCUCGGGAGAAUAGCAAACGGAGCCGUUCAGACUCCGACAGGAAGUCCAGAAGCCCAGAGAAGAGAGGGCCUGAAGGAAGCGAGAGGAGCAGCAGGAGCCAGAGCAGGGAGGGGAGGGGCCGGAGAGGCCGAAGCCGAAGUCACGGUGGUCACCAGCACAGAGAAAUAAGAAAACGGCCGCAGCGGAGUCCCAGUGAAGAGCGGCGCGGAGGACAUGGCCCCCGGAGCCGAGGCUCGGGUGUCCCCCGAGGGGGAGGACCACACAGAGAGAGCCCGGGCGAGAAGCGCACCUGCGCCACGCAGAGAGAACGAAGCCGAAGUAGAGAGAAUAAGGAGAGACUGUAUGUGACAAUUACCUGGGAAUAAAAAUAUCUCUGCUCCCUUACUGAAUACCUGUGGCAAGGGCUAAAUUACAUGCUACUGUCUUUCUAAUAAAAAAGCUUUGUUUUAAUUUUCUGUCCCUGAAAACUGGCAUAUCAAAUACAAAAACUACAGGAGUCCUAUAGGAAUGAACUUUGCAAAUAUUUGUAGGUAACUCUCUUAUGGAGCUGUAAAAAUAUUUUCUGUGGAGAACUGUCUCUUGUGCCCCUACUACAUAAAAAACCCCAUAUAAUUCUGGCAUUUUCUUUGUUCUGAAACAUUAAAAGAAUAACAGUACACUGAAUGGGUACAAUUUAAUUUUUGUUGGGGUUUUUUUUCUGUUCAAAUUUAUUACUUUUAAGAUUUGAAUUUACUUGAAGCAAAGUAUAAUCAUUGUUGAAAUCCUCUAGUAUGAAUUCAGCAGUGGACAUGAUCGCUGUUUCCUUGAGACAUUUAAACUCCCUUCCGGUGCUCUGUUCUACCAAUUCCGCUUGGGUGACACCCUGGUUUUCUGGGUUGCCAUACAGAUUGCCUCAGACUUCAAACCCCGUAAAUGCAUCAUACAGUUCUGGAGAUCCGAAGUCUGAACGGGGUCUCCCUGGGCUAAAAUCAAGGUGUCGCAGGCUUGGUUCCUCCUGUGGGCUCGAGGACAAACUCCGUUUGCUUGCCUAUCUCCAGUUUCUGGAGCACAGCUGCGUUCCUUGGCCCCUGGCCCCUCCUUCCAUCUUCAGAGCCGACAAGGGUGACGUGAAGUCCUCCCAUGUCAUCGCACCGCCACUUGGAUGUUCUGCAUCCCUCUCCCACCUUUGAGGACCUUGGUGAUUAGAGGGGGCCCACCAGAGAAGCUCCCUACUUUAACAAACUGAUUAGCAACCUUCAUUCUGUCUGUAACCUUAAUUCCCCUCUGCCAUGUGACCUAACAGCUCCAGGGAGGGGAACGGGUGCGUCUCUGAGGGACCUUUCUUCUGCCUUUCCACGACUGGCAUACAACUAACUGUUAAAGACUUCACUUCUAACGGCUAAGCAUUUAUGUGAUGUUAUUAAUGGGGUAUUGUAAACUAUUAAACAUAUUCCAUGAGUAUAGGUAUAUAAGGCAUAUUUAAAUGUAGCUGCACAUUUUCCCCUGAGCCUUAAAGGAGAUGGCAAAGGAAAACUAUAGAAAACAUUGCUUGGUACAAGUUACAAGUAACCUGCAAUUCGGAAAAACAUGUACUAAAGAUCAUGGACAAGGUAUUUCUGUUUAUCAGCCAUUUGAAAGACUUUGGUCAUUUAAUACAACACCAAGGGUUGGUUGGUUUGGAUCGUUUUGAGUGUUGGCUGUCGUGAUUCAUAAAUUCUGUAAAAAAGUAAGUUUGAAAGGAGUUUUUUUAAAAACCACUUCAUUUAGUCUAAUAUAUAGGUCUUCGUCAUGCAUAUGCGCACACACACAUAUCCUCUGGUUUAGAAGAAACUAAAGGAAUAAGCAACCCUUUGAUUAUUUAGAUUCUUAAGAGAGUUGGGAGUGGGGGCAGAACUUGAAUUUCUUUUACAGUAUUCUUUAAUAACAGCACACCUCAGAUCCCUUUCCUUCAUUAAAAAAAAGCAUGCAUUUGAAAUUGAUAAA